Oryctolagus cuniculus (rabbit) is the source of this 2374-nucleotide messenger RNA. The record is from RefSeq and is a predicted model, not a curated record. Lineage: Eukaryota; Metazoa; Chordata; Mammalia; Lagomorpha; Leporidae.
UGGACGGGGACAGCAGGUGGUUUCUGUCUGAGCUGAGUCACCUGCCGGAGGGACACUGGGCACAGGCCCAGGGUUAUAAAACGAGUCCGUGAGAAGCCCGGGGCCAGAGCCCACCUAGGACCUCAUACGGGUUGGGAAGCUGGGGUCCAGGAAGGGCCGAGGGCCCGACGAGGGGGCUUGGACAGGGACCAUGGGGCGCGUUCCCCUCGCCCAGUGCAGGGAGAGAAGCCCCGGCCGGUGGCUUCUGUUCCCGACUGCUCGAAGAGGGGUGAUGUGGCUGGAGGUGGGGGGCCUACUGCGGGGGAUUCGUGGACAGCUGGGCCGGACUGUAGGUCUGCCUUGUGGGGCCCCAGAGCCUGGGCCCCAUUGGUGGGGGCCGUGUUGGGGUUCCUGGGCCCAAAAGCUUCAUCAAGAUGGGCCUGGAAGGGGCCUGGGAGAGGAGGACAUUCGCAAGGCGCGGGAGGCCCGGCCCAGGAGGACGCCACGGCCCCAGCUGAGUGAUCGCUCUCGAGAACGCAAGGUGCCUGCUUCCCGCAUCAGCCGCUUGGCCAACUUUGGGGGGUUGGCUGUGAGCUUGGGGCUCGGAGCGCUGGCCGAGGUGGCCAAGAAAUCCUUGCCAGGAGGACCUCCGCAGCCAGAGAGCAGCUCCAGCCCUUUCCUGUCCGAGGCCAACGCCGAGCGCAUCGUGCAGACCUUAUGCACGGUUCGGGGAGCCGCCCUCAAGGUCGGCCAGAUGCUCAGCAUCCAGGACAACAGCCUCAUCAGCCCCCAGCUGCAGCGCAUCUUUGAGCGGGUCCGCCAGAGCGCCGACUUCAUGCCCCGAUGGCAGAUGCUGGGUGGUGAUUGUCAUGACCAUUCUCCCCAGAGAGUUCUGGAAGAGGAGCUCGGCAGGGACUGGCAAGCCAAGGUGGCCUCCUUGGAGGAGGUGCCCUUCGCCGCGGCCUCCAUCGGGCAGGUGCACCAGGGCGUGCUGAGGGACGGGACGGAGGUGGCUGUGAAGAUCCAGUACCCAGGCGUUGCCCAGAGCAUCCAGAGUGACGUCCAGAACCUACUGGCCGUGCUUAAGAUGAGCGUGGCCCUGCCGGAGGGCCUGUUCCCCGAGCAGAGCCUGCAGGCGCUGCAGCAGGAGCUGGCUUGGGAGUGUGACUACCGCCGCGAGGCAGCCUGUGCCCAGAACUUCAGGCAGCUGUUGGCAGGUGACCCCUUCUUCCGUGUGCCGGCCGUGGUUGAGGAGCUGUGCACGGCGCGGGUGCUGGGCAUGGAGCUGGCCAGCGGGGUGCCGUUGGACCAGUGCCAAGGCCUGAGCCAGGAUACCCGGAACCAGAUUUGCUUCCAGCUCCUGAGGCUGUGUCUGCGGGAGCUGUUCGAGUUCCGAUUCAUGCAGACAGACCCCAACUGGGCCAACUUCCUGUAUGACGCCGCCAGCCACCAGGUGACCCUGCUGGACUUCGGUGCGAGCCGGGGAUUUGGGACCGAGUUCACAGACCAUUACAUCGAGGUGGUGAGGGCUGCAGCUGAUGGAGACAGAGACCGCGUCCUGCAGAAGUCGCGGGAUCUCCGAUUCCUCACAGGCUUUGAAACCAAGGCCUUCUCAGAUGCCCACGUGGAGGCAGUGAUGAUCCUGGGGGAGCCGUUCGCCGCCCAGGGCCCUUACGACUUUGGGGCGGGGGCCACUGCCCACCGCAUACAGGGCCUCAUCCCUGUGCUGCUGCGGCACCGGCUGCGCCCGCCGCCUGAAGAGACCUACGCCCUGCACCGCAAGCUGGCCGGGGCCUUCCUGGCCUGCGCCCGCCUCCGCGCCCACAUCGCCUGCCGGGACCUCUUCCAGGACACCUACCACCACUACUGGGCCCGCCGCCAGGCACAGCCGCUGCCGCCAGCCUCCUGACCAGGAGGGACCUCCCUCAGGCACCAGCCCCCCCCCCGCCCCCUCCCUGGCAGCCCACCCGCUGCUGCUUGGUGCCUCCCAAGCCUUCCCACUCUGCUCGGGGCCUGGGGAGGCCCCCGGCUCCCAGUCUGGCCGUGUUCCUCUCCAUGGGCCAGCAGCUAAGGAGGUCCCACCUCAGAGCUCCUGCGCACUCCACUGGGCGUCCAGGGACAGCUGAGCCAGGAUGGACCACCUGCAGGAGCCCCCCUGGCGUGCGUCACGGAGAUCCAGACUCCUCCAGAGGGGCAGCCCCUCACCUCUGCUCGGGCGCCCACGGUCCCUUGGCGAUGGAGAGAUGAUGGUUGGCGGAGGCAGCCCUCACCUGUGCCUCCCGCCCUCCUCCUCCUCCACCAGCUGCCGUCUCCCCGGUUCCAGCCUCCGUAGUGGAGGAGUGUGUACCGCGGGGGCACUGAACCUCCCAUCUGAAUAAAAGCAGCCUGCCCCUUC